GUGACACCGGACCGGAAACGCGCCAAAAGCCAGAGGUCGACGGACGGACGGUUGGCGGUUGGUUAGUCUUACGGGAAAGAAGGGUGGAAGAAACAGCUGACUCGAUAUAAUCCCAACCCUUUGGUUUCUCUGUAGAGGUUAGGACAUCAGCUGAUUUCGGAAUUUUGUCGUGCACGCGCCUAUAAGCGACGCCCCACGCCCCAUCCUGAAAGGAACCUGCAGUGAUGUUGACACGCCGAAAACGGGCAAUGAUGCUGCUGCAAGCUCCACCUGCUCCACCCAUUGAGGAGGCCACAAUCCAGGAAGUGACGCUGCUGUCGCUGCCCGACGUGCCUCUGCUGCAGGUGCUCUCGCUGCUGCCCGUCAGGGACCUGGGCGCGGCGGGGCUGGCGAGCCCGCGCCUGGCCGCGCUCACCAGGACGCACGCGACGCUCUGGCGCGGCAAGGAGACGGCCGAGCUCUUCUACUUCGAGGACGUCGACGGGCUCCUGGACCUGCUGCGGGUCAUGCCGCCCGUCCACAAGCUCAAGUUUGUCGUGCGCCGGUCCCCGAUCGUCGUGGCACAGUUCGAUAGCUUCACCAGGUUUUCCAGGGCGAACGCCUUCACCACGCUGGCCCUGGAGGGCCCCGACACAGAGAGCUGCGCCGGCGUCGUCCGCGAGCUGAAGCCCCACCUGGAGUACCUAGAGGUCUCGGGGGUCGAGCGGGGAGUGGGGGUGCUGUUCCACAACUUGCUGGGGGCCCGCGCCCUGCGGACGCUGGAGGUGCGCUUCGAGUCCUACUUCUCCAAAUGUGCCUUCAGGUGGCCGUGGGCGCCGGCUGUAGCGCUGCCGAGGCUGCGGACGGUGGCGCUGAAAAGCGAAGGCGAAUACUUCGACGGCUCUCGCAUACGCGGGCCUGACCCGAGCCUCCUCGACGCCCUGCGCUCCCUGCUCCGGGCCCACAGGUUACUCACUGACUGCUGUAGAUCCCGAAGGGUACUUCACUAG
Molecule: messenger RNA, 989 nt
Organism: Frankliniella occidentalis (western flower thrips)
Lineage: Eukaryota; Metazoa; Arthropoda; Insecta; Thysanoptera; Thripidae
Exons: 5
Coding region: 225-989 (254 amino acids)
Molecular function (GO): protein binding
Source: RefSeq, a predicted model, not a curated record